AUUUUGAAAGGUAUAUAAACAGCAAGUCCUUCUAGCAGGUUUUACAUCAGACCCUGAAUAUCCUUUCACUCCUGCCAAAAUGUAUCUGAAAAGGCUCCUAUUGAGCAUCUUCCUUCUGAGUUCCAUCAAUGGAGCAGCAAUUGAUCCUACUUAUUUAUUGACCAUCCCUGCUGUGCUGAUUGCAAACGAUACAGGGAAUGUUUGUUUCAACAUCAUCAGCAGCGAGCAAUCCCUCCAUGCAACCAUCCAACUACAGUAUGACUUUGAAAACAUCACCAUUCUUGACGAGGAGGACACAGUGCCUAUUUUAUUCCACUGCUACACAUUUAAUGUUCCGUCAGUGGAUACUAAUACCCCUGUGUUUGUGUAUAUGGGUAUCUCUGGAAAGGAUUGGAAGAUCGAGAAACGCAAGUCGGUGGUGAUACAGCCAUAUGGUGACAACACAUACGCCCAAUUUGACAAACCUUUGUACCAGCCAGGAGACCUAGUGAAAUUCCAUGUGUUCUGUCUCAAUCACAAGCUGCUGCCUCAGAACAAGACGUAUGCAGUAAUCUACAUCACGGAUCCGAGCGGUAACCGCCUGGCCCAGUGGUUAGAUCAGACGUUGGAACACGGCAUUUUGGAAUUUCAGUUCCAGCUCGAAGACGAUGCUGCCCCAGGAUACUACACGAUUUACAGUGAAACGGAAACCUCCGAAUAUUCUAACUACAUCCAAUCAUUCCCAGUGCAGGAAUAUGUAACACCCCGAUUUGAGGUGAAUGUAAUAGUCCCGAACGCCAUAUCUGUAUUGGACAUCAAUUUCCUGGUUGAGGUCCUUGUCUUAUAUACAUAUGGUGACCCAGUCCCAGGUGUCGUCACAGCAAGAAUCUGCAGGUCUCCCGCGUACCACUAUGGCCCAAAGAGUAACUGCUUUUACAACAUCGAUAUCUGUCAUGAUAUCACAGGCACAAUUGGGCCUAAUGGUACAUUCUCCAGUGUCGUCGAUCUACAUCAAUUCUACAUAAAUCUACAAGGAUUCCAGAUGGGGCUCAGUAUAGAGCUCACUGUCGUGGAAGCAGGCACAGGAGUCCAAGUUAAAGAGUAUCGUUACAUGUAUAUCUCAAGUCAGCUGGCAAAUGUAAGAUUUCUUUAUGAAUCCAUGGACACAUAUUACAGACACGGACUUCCUUAUCCUGUUGGGGUUGCUCUAACAAAUGAAAAGAAUGAACCCAUUCCAAACCAGCAAAUUAAGCUGUCCUUUAACGACAAGUUUCUUGUAACUAUAACAACUGACUCCAGUGGAAAAGCAGGAUACCUUAUUGAUACAAAUAAUUAUAUAGAGCCUAAUUUUAAUCUCACGGCUACAUAUGAAAACCCAGAUCAGUGUUACUACUUAAGCUAUAGUAACGAGCAAUAUCCCACAGACCGUCACCAAGUCUUACGCUUUUAUUCCGAGACGGGGAGCUUUGUGCAGAUCCACCAACUUCUUGGAGAGCUGAGCUGUGGGCAAAGCUAUAGCGUCGAUGUGCAGUAUAUACUGACCAGGGAAGGAGUGGGAGAGGCUAGUACUAUCACAUUCUACACAAUGAUAAUGUCAAAAUUAUUGCUUGUGCAACAUGCUUCGCAUGACGUCGAUCUGACCACAUCUCUGACGGGCACGUUUUCUGUAGAAAUCUCUGUAUCUGACCAAUUGGCACCGACUGCAACUCUUCUUGUAUACUGUAUAUUAGACAUCGAGAUUAUUGCACAUACUAUCACCCUGAACAUAGAGAAAUGCUUCAGAAAUAAGGUAUCACUGAAUUUCUCACAAGAAGUGCUGCCUCCGGGAUCUAAUGUUGACUUGCAGCUCUCUGCGGCUCCUUGGUCUAUCUGUGGAGUAAGAGUCGUUGAUUACGGCCUCACCCUGCUCAAUCAGUAUGAGGGGUUGAGCGCCAAUAACGUGUAUUCUCCAUUAUAUGCCUUGAGGCUCUAUGGGUACAGAGUUGGUGGCUAUGAAUUGGAAGACCCUGCACCCCCAUGUGAGGAUCCUAACAAACAGGUAUUUUGCCGAGGGAGAUACUAUGUACCUGUGAGCUACAGGAACGAAGGAGACACUUACACAUACUUUAAGAACAUUGGUCUCAUUGUCGAGACUCCUAACAGGGUGCAGAGACCUGUAGUCUGUGGAGAGCCAGAUCCGUAUGAUUUUAUUCCGUUAUAUACAGCCUUUGACGCAUCAGCUCAAUUUUCUGGAUCAUCACCUAAUACCGUUGAAACAGUUCGUAAGAACUUUGCAGGAGCCUUUGGAUUUUUGAUAGUGCCUACAGACUCUGAAGGCCACGCAACCCAAACGCAGCUUGUUCCAGAUUCUAUCACUCGGUGGGAAGGCAGCUCAUUCUGCCUCUCCGAUGUGGAGGGUUUUGGAUUUACUGAAUACCCAGCCAACUUAACCACAUUCCUGCCACUCUUUGGCGAGAUCACAAUACCAUUUUCUAUACUCAGAGGAGAGAUCAUGGUCCUGAGGGCUGCUGUGUCUAACUACUUUGAGAACAGGUGUAUCAAGGUCCACGUGGAAUUACAGCAAUCCAAUGACUAUGAAGCCACACCAGUAGGUGAUAACCAGGAGGACAGGUCCUUACAGUCUGGGCAGAAAAGUUUUUACUUCUGGAACAUAGACGCUAAAUCAUUAGGAAAGGUUGAAUUUACAUUCUCAGCUGAAACAACCUUCAUCGGGGAAUCGUGCGAUGGAGAAAGUGAUCCAACAAUAGAACCUCACAGGGACACAGUGAUCCAAAAUCUUCUCAUAAAACCUGAAGGAAUUCCGCAAGAAUCGACAACUACUUACCUUGUUUGUGUUGAAGACUCAACCUCUAAUCUACAAUUUUCGAUUUCUGUUCCGGAGAAUGCAGUGGUGGACUCUAUUAAAGCUUCUGUCACUUUUGUGGGUGACUUUCUUAGCCUGACAUGGACAAAUAUUGAGAAUCUUCUCCGGAUGCCAAGUGGAUGCUGCGAGCAGAAGCUUGCCCGUAUGGCUCCCAUCCCAUAUCUCCUGAAUUACAUGAAUACCACACAUCAAUUAACUGACGAAUUGCUACAGAAAGGAACUGAAUAUUUGAUUCAAGGUCGUAACCAGAUGUUCAGAUGCCGGAGUUACGAUGGUUCAUACGGUGUGUUCUGGAGCUCGGUAUCCAAUGGGAAUUCAUGGUUGACGGCCUCCGCCUACAAGACAUUUGCAAAAAGCAGUGGUUACAUCACGAUCGAUAAAACACAACAAGAACAAACUAUGAUUUGGUUGUCAAAGACCCAGGACUUGGAAAGUGGCUGCUUCAUCCCACAAGGAAAUCUUUUCACAGUUGAGGCCGUGGAAAAUCCCAGUGUCCUCUUCACGGCUCAUAUGUCCAUUACAAUAUCAGAGACUAAUGACAGUCUGAUUGGGAUUGUAAUGCAAGAAGGAGCGUUAAGGUGCUUACGGUCUGCCAUCAAUGAGAAUUCAAACGGACUGUAUACUCAAUCACUCAUACUACGAGCAAUGACACUAGCCCAGGACUGGGAAAACCGAGAUAUCCUGCUUGAACAAAUUAAAGGGAAAGCCAUAUCAGAGGAUGGCACAUUGCACUGGGAACUUGAUGACAUUAGCAUUGUCCGUUCUUUCUACUAUUGUCGAUACUACCCAUCUGAGCUGGAGAUAGCAGCAAAUAUCCUCCUCAGCAUCCUCGAUGGUCCCGUCUUUACAGAUGAUGAUUUGAUCUAUUCGACUAAAAUCGCACUGUGGCUCAGUCGGCAGUUUAAUUCAAGAGGCGGAUUCUGCUCCUCGCAGGACACGGUGGUCGUAUUACAAGCUUUGUCUCUAUUUGCUACAAAAAUAUUUCAGCCAAAUUCCCACCAUGAUAUCACAGUAAAUGAUGGCAGUGAAGACAUCAUAGCGGUGACCUUAAACCAAGACAACCGGCUCCUGGUACAGACACACCCCCUUCCUCAUAUCCCAGGGAACUACAACACCCAAGUCACUGGGCUGGGCUGCUGCCUGAUACAGGCCACAACUGAAUACAACAUCGUUGUUCCAGAAACCGGCUCUGCUUUCGAUGUGUCUGCCGUUACAACAAGUCCACAAUGCACUAACGGAGCAGCAGAUAUCAUUGCAGUCAAUAUUACCAUGAGUUACAACGGUCCUUAUAAUGAUUCCGGCAUGGUAGUUAUAGACUUCCGAUGCUUUUCAGGAUACACAGACGAUUACACAUCCCUUUAUGAGUUGGAGUCUGACAGAACUAUCUCUAAAGUUGAGAGAUCGGAUGGGCACAUAUAUAUAUAUAUAAUUUCUGUGUCGUCCAAGAAGGUGAACAUCUCCUUUAAAAUGUUAAUGGGCCAGCGGGUGCUGAAAGUCCAAAAUGGCUCAAUCUAUGUUUUUUCUUAUUACAGACCAGAUCAGAAUGGGUACUCUCAGUACAGCCAUCCCUGCAGUGAUACUGUGUAAAAAGGCAUAUUGAAAGCCACACGAGGAGAUGAAGAUGUUGCCAUUCAUGUCGGAG
This is a messenger RNA of Pelobates fuscus (common spadefoot toad), 4484 nucleotides long. RefSeq names its product ovostatin-like. The record is from RefSeq and is a predicted model, not a curated record. The transcript is spliced from 36 exons. Lineage: Eukaryota; Metazoa; Chordata; Amphibia; Anura; Pelobatidae. Gene Ontology annotation, cellular component: extracellular region. The coding region runs from base 80 to 4429 and encodes 1449 amino acids. Gene Ontology annotation, molecular function: endopeptidase inhibitor activity.